This is a messenger RNA of Ruditapes philippinarum (Manila clam), 1116 nucleotides long. RefSeq names its product glucose-induced degradation protein 4 homolog. The transcript has 5 exons. NCBI's taxonomy places the organism in Eukaryota, Metazoa, Mollusca, Bivalvia, Venerida, Veneridae. The coding region runs from base 74 to 676 and encodes 200 amino acids. Gene Ontology annotation, biological process: protein catabolic process in the vacuole; protein targeting to vacuole; negative regulation of gluconeogenesis. Gene Ontology annotation, cellular component: extrinsic component of membrane; GID complex. The record is from RefSeq and is a predicted model, not a curated record.
UCAUAUAACGUGAUACAAUUCCACAUCAACAGACAGUUUGACAGCAAACAUUUUGCAUUUUAUUUUUGUGAAAAUGCCGGUUAGGGUUGAUCCACCUCCACCGCUAAAUGCUGAACAGCCAGGGGUUGCAACAUCUUUAUUGUACAAUGGUUCUAGGUUCCAAGGUCACCAGAAAAGUAAAGGGAAUUGCUAUGAUGUGGAAGUUAUUUUGAAGAAUGUUGAUAUGAAUACAUCAUAUUUGUGUGGUUAUCUAAAGAUAAUUGGUCUUACAGAGGAAUAUCCAACACUAACAACUUUUUUUGAUGGUGAAAUAAUUAGUGAAAAACAUCCUUUUUUAACCCGUAAAUGGGACGCUGAUGAAGAGGUGGAUAGAAAGCAUUGGGGCAAGUUCCUGUCAUUUUACCAGUUUAAAAAUUUUAAUUCAGAUAAAUUUGAUUAUGAGGAUUUAAAGACUACAGAUUUUGUAUUUAUGAGGUGGAAGGAACAUUUUCUGGUGCCAGAUCACACUAUAAAGGACAUAAAUGGUGCAUCAUUUGCAGGUUUUUACUAUAUUUGUUUCCAAAAAUCUACAGCAACUAUAGAAGGUUUCUAUUAUCAUAGGAGUUCUGAAUGGUAUCAAUCUUUAAACCUUACCCAUGUUCCAGAAAGAAGUAUAUCUGUAUAUCAGUUUAGAUGAUACUUUCCUAAAUGUGCAGCCUGUGAUAAUGUUUUGUGUUGAACUUUUAAUUUAUAUGUGCUAUGUUCACUGGUUUGAACCUGAUGGAAUAAUGCGUUAAGUGAUUCGUUAAGUGAUUCGGUACCUGAUAGAAUAAUAUGUUAAGUGAUUCGGUACCUGAUAGAAUAAUAUGUUAAGUGAUUCGGUGCCUGAUAGAAUAAUAUGUUAAGUGAUUCGGUGCCUGAUAGAAUAAUAUGUUAAGUGAUUCGGUGCCUGAUAGAAUAAUAUGUUAAGUGAUUUGGUGCCUGAUAGAAUAAUAUGUUAAGUGAUUUGGUGCCUGAUAGAAUAAUAUGUUAAGUGAUUUGGUGCCUGACAGAAUAAUAUGUUAUGUGAUUCAGUACCUGAUGGAAUAAUAUGUUAAAUGAUACAGUACUGUUAAAGAAAAAUUAAAUUUAGAAUCU